Messenger RNA from Hyaloperonospora brassicae, 1200 nucleotides. The record is from the annotation of a GenBank genome assembly. Lineage: Eukaryota; Oomycota; Peronosporomycetes; Peronosporales; Peronosporaceae.
AUGAUGACGCAGGUCGACGCGUGCGUCUGUGCGACAUGUCAUCGAGCACUGCCCGCCAAGAGCUUCUCCCGGCAUCAGCAGCUCCGAACACAGCCCAAGUGCAAAGCGUGUGUCGAAGCAGCAAACGAUCACGACCACAAGUUGCAGCAGCGAUGGAAACUCUGUGUGCAGUGCUUCCAGCACCUGUCGAAGCUGAGCUUUUCCAAGCGACAGGCCCAGUUGCUGGACGCCAAGUGCAUGCGCUGCGUGCAGGAGCUCGAGCGAGUUGCGGCUGCUUCGCCAGCGGACACGGCAAGCAUGUGGAGCUUUGACCGUUACUAUCGCGUGUGCCAUCGCGGCAAGAGUGGAGGGGUGUCGGUGCGAGUGAAGCACAAUGUUGCGUCGCCGUUGGUUGGCUACAUCCCAUUCGGCCGCGUGUUCCGUGCUACAGCACCUAUUUGCAACGAGCAGGGGGACCCUAUGGUCCGACUUGAUGGACUCCAUCUUUCGUGCAUCGUUGUACAAGACGAGACAAAGGUCGUAGAGAAGGAGGAAAACGGCGGUGGACGACAGAUGAAGGAAGCGUGGGUGCCCACUCGCUCCAUUCGCAACGAGGUGCUGCUAGAAUGCCACCAAGGACCCUUUGUCACUGACGAGAGCGCACUGGAAAGUGGACGAACGAGCAGCAAAAGCAGGUUCUUCAGGUGUGUAGUAGAAGGAUGCAAAGCGCGCGAGCGAGCCGAUCUAUCCAUUCCAGAGCUUGGGUACGUGCUCUAUGGGGACGUCGUUGAAGUGGUUGAAGCUGCUGUCACUCCAGAUGGUGUUGUCUUCUUGAGACUCCAUGGCCGGUAUUUUGAUGGCGCCGCAUGGGUCGUCGAACGGUCGUUAGACAAUGAGUCGGUACUGAACGAAGUUGAGGGUCCGUGGUCGUCAUCGCCGACUGUGCCCAGACGCGAGACGUACCGAUGUGUGCAAGUUUCUGGAGCUCCUGUCCGUGUAGAUCCAGAGCUGACGGCGUUGCCGGUGGGCCGCCUUUCCUGUGGUGCCCUUGUCACUGUUGUAGAGCGUGCGAUUACGGACCAACGACAGGUGUUUCUCCGGUUCGUCGACUUGAACGCCACACCUGCAGAUGGAAGUGAUGCUGUAGACAGCAAAUGGGUUAUCGAAACCAGCACGUGCUGCGGCAGCGUCAUGAUCAAGUCCGAGCUUCCGGGACUGUAG